Pomacea canaliculata is the source of this 8969-nucleotide messenger RNA. Its product is annotated as mothers against decapentaplegic homolog 6-like. Lineage: Eukaryota; Metazoa; Mollusca; Gastropoda; Architaenioglossa; Ampullariidae. Bases 1242 to 2432 code for a protein of 396 amino acids. Gene Ontology annotation, biological process: transforming growth factor beta receptor signaling pathway; BMP signaling pathway; anatomical structure morphogenesis. Gene Ontology annotation, cellular component: heteromeric SMAD protein complex. Gene Ontology annotation, molecular function: I-SMAD binding; transcription regulator inhibitor activity. The record is from RefSeq and is a predicted model, not a curated record. The transcript has 5 exons.
AGACGCUCACGUGACCUCUUUUGACCAAUUGCAGCUCAGCUUUUCUCGAACACCGUCAGGACUAUGGCGAGUAACCUGUAAAACGGAAAGGGGUCACAGGCUGGUAAAAUCUCCCGUGUUUUCGUCUUGAGAUUCGAAACCGCAGCUUAUAUUUAUCUCUUAGGCCAUCAUAUUAACAAGUGAUGCGAAUUUUAUUCGGAACAGUGACAGUUUAGUCCAACUGCGACGGUUCGUGGAGGAUUUAUUCGUCUCUGAAGGGAAAUGUCAAAGCUGCCACCCCCCGCGAGAAAGUCGCUUCUCACCUGCGGCUCCAGGCUGUCGAGGCAGGGGCAGUGUUUUGAAGUGGGUAUUCACAUGCCGCCUGCUCUUAGAAGUGAUUUUUAACCCCGCGGUCCCGAUUUUCAUGAGCGGACGACUUCACACGAGGAUAGCAGUCGCAGUGAACAGCGAAGCAGUCAGUCUGCGAUCGACCUUGGAUGCGGGUGUGUUGUGAACUGCCACAAGAUUACCACCUUCUUUCGGGGAUUUGCGACGGGAGGGGGGUGGUGUUAAGACGUAGCCGCAAAGGGAUAUUACUCUUGGCAUUCUGCUGCCUCUCGUCUGCGUUGAUCAGUAUACAUGGCGUCGAGUGUGUUCUGUUAUUUUCCCGACACGGGUGAGGUCUAGAUCACACAGGUUAAGUCAGUCAACACACCUUUCAGCACAUCGCCCUGGAUGGCUGGUCAGCCCGGUGGAUAAAUGGUGCGACGCCUGACACCUACUGAGAAAGCAUGCGAAGACAGACGCCUGCCUGACUACUGCCCAUCCACCCCCACCUCCCGUUACCUAGUACCUUUGUGAUCGUGCUGUCCGAGUUUAAACAGAGACUGGCCUGACCAAAGGUGACUGGAUCUGUUGUCUGUGACAGUGUCCUUCCACGGCCGCGAUCGGUUCAUCUGCCACAGACCAGUGUGUGAAUGAUCGACUUGCCUGCCAGUUUGGAUUAUCGUUCGCGUGUACCUAACUGAUCUUUGAUGUUCUGUUCUGCGCACACCCCGACGUUCGUGCAGUCAGGUGUUUGCAUCUUAUCUGGUCAAAAGUCCACGGCAGUCCUCGACCCUUCGCCACAUGCCAGACAGGCUUUGGUUAUAAAGAAAUUCGGUUCCAUUACAUUCACAGCCACAGCAACCUCUGGGGUCAAGAGGAAAUAGUGGCUAUGUGUGGUGGUCGCACCGCGGCGGAGAGAGGGCGCCCAAUGCUGUAUGUUUCGGUCUAAACGCUCUUCCCUCGUGAAGCGCUUGUGGAAGCUCCGCGCCUUGCAGUAUGAAAGCGACCGUGCGUCUGAAGAGGAGAGUCCCGAAGACUUGGAAGUGAAGUCUGUGGCCCAGUCCAUGCUCAAACGCCUGAAGGAGUCGCAGCUGGAGAUGCUUCUCCAGGCCUUAGAGAGCAAGGGAGGGGAGAACACUGACUGUGUGCUCCUCCCGAAGAACGAGCUGCGCCUGGGCAGGCGGUCAGUCGCCCCUCACAUCUUGUGCUGUCAGUUGUUUCGGUGGCCGACAGGACUAAAGUCCGAAAUGCAGCUGAAGCGCUUGCCGUGCUGUGGAACGACAUCAGUAGACCCUGCUUAUGUCUGCUGCAAUCCAUACCACUGGAGUCUUCUUUUGGAUCCAGGAUUACCUCCUCUUACCGGAUUGGGUUCAUCUGGAGUGGAUGAUCUUUAUUUACAACGGGUACAUAAAGCUUCGGGUCCGGCAACUCGGGUACCAGAGUCUACAGAGACAGGUCUAACACCCACACAUUAUCGUGAGGAUUGUUCGGAUGACAUGUCUUCUGAGAGUCCUCUGGAUGAGGGUGGAGGCAGCAUUGUUGAUGAUCAUGGAGAGAGCAGUAGCCAACACCAACCAAACCAUCAACACCAUCAGCAUUCUAACUACCACUGGUGCAGUAUAGCAUAUUGGGAGCUACGGCAACGUGUGGGACGCCUAUAUGUUGUUCGAGAGCCUACACUCAAUGUCUUUCAGCGACUUCCACAUGGGAGUGGAAUGUGUUUAGAACUUUUGCAGUCAGAAACACAGCUGGACUCGGUGCGAAAAACUCGAGAAAAGAUAGGUCUGGGCCUCAUCCUCAGUCGAGAGGGGAGGUCCGUCUGGGCCUACAAUCGCUCACAGUUUCCCAUCUUCGUCAACUCUCCUACUAUGGAGGAGCCAGGAUGCAAGUCAUUGGUGGUGUGGAAAGUUCCACCUGGUCACUCUGUGUGUGUCUUUGACUAUGAUCGACUGGAGGCAAUGGAACGGACGCGAGAUGCUGAAUGGUCUGCCCUCCAGGACGGGCCCUAUGAUCCCUGUUCUGUUCGCAUCAGCUUUGCCAAGGGCUGGGGGCCAUUCUACUCAAGACAGUUUGUGACUUCCUGUCCAUGCUGGCUGGAGAUCUUACUCAAGGAGCUGAAAAGGUGAUACUGUGAGAUGUUGUGUAGACAGCAGAUGCAGAGGAAAACGUGAUGGUGGCUGCCACACCAUGUAAGUGAAAGCCGAAAUCCUUUAGAAGAUAUUGAUUGAAGGCUUAGGAAGCACUUUAAUCACUUUUUCAGUUCUGUUAUGUGCUGGUGGACUGCAACCCUCUAAUCUGGCAUUCUUUAGGCUGCUGUCUCUUACAAGGUGUGCAGCCUCAGGGCAGAAACCCUAGUCACAGCAGUGCUCUGAACAGGGUUAGAGUUUUAAUGAAAUCAGGUUCUCUUGCUGCUUCAUCAUGUAACGUGAGAAACAUCAGCUGUGCCUCUGACAGAGUGUGACAAACACAGGAAUAGGACCUGCUUCAUAGGACAUUAACAGCACACCAAUUUAAUAGUGCAGUUUGGCUAAAAGGAAUCUGUGGAAGAACGGGUUAAAGUUGGCUGAGAUUUUUUUUCAAAGUCAGAUUGUGUUUAUAGCCUUUUGAGUUCUUGCAUGGCCUUGAUAGAUUUUGUUAUCACAAAGCAUUACAGAAGAACAAUGAGAACAGGUAAUUCCAGUCUUUAUCAUACUCUGCAGGCUCAGAGGUGGCCAGACUUACAUCCACAGGGACAUCACUUCUUCACUGGAGCAACGGUUGACACCUGCUGUGCCAUUGUAUCCAACUAAGCUGUAAAUGUGCACAGACAAAUGGCACAGUGGAACUGAUAUGGCAAGGCAGUUGAGGGAGCCCUCACCAUAGUGAUAUUCAUUAACCAGUUUGGUUGCUAAAUAAUGGUGACUUUUUUUUUGUAACAAGCCGUUUGAUGAUUAGUUGUUAGAUUACAAUAUCACAAGCUAUAUGAGCUACUGUUAAGGCAUUAUUGUGUCUUAGUUUGAACUGGCACAUCAUCGACUUUAAUGAGACAAAACUUGCAUGAUAGCUGGACAUCUAUUUAUUUGUUCUUCGUGCACAUUCAUGUGUGUCCAAACAAUUGAUACUUUGUUUGAGUUGAAGCCAGAUGUGGGAUCUACCCAAAGACCUAUAAUUUUUUUUCUGUUUUAGUAGUUUGCCGUUAUAUUCCAUUCAUCAUUUGAUUCAAGUGCAGAAAUGAUGGUGGCAUGGGCAGAUAUAUAACAAAGCAUGGAAUUGGUUCAUCAAAUUAAGUGCCUUGUCAUUACAUUUAUCUACCUCGUUCCUAAGCAUUGGCUGUGCUGUGGAACUGUGCUAUGUAUUUCAAAAUGGCUGCCCCCAAACUGAAACAGGCUGGACAAUGCAUUAUGGUAAAGGUUUUGGUUUGUUUACUGGUGAUCAAAUCUCUGGUUUGUGUGAGCAACCACUUGCAUCCAGACUGUUCUUUUUUGUGUGUGGGACGAGGGAAAGCAACAUAAUAUUAUGGGAGACAAAUUCAUGGCUGAUCUAUGGCAGCUUUGCAUCCUCAGCCAGGGUUAAGGUUCUGUGAUAGCUUCCUUUCUGAAACUGUGUAUGCCAUUUUUUGAUAGUGCUCCAGGUUAUUUCCUAAAACUUAUAAGUCUGCUAAAUUAGUAAAUACCAAACAAGAUUGUAGGCUAGUAUAGAGGUUGCAUGGUUCCAUUUUUCUCUUUGUAAGAAUCAUGGAAUAAAUAGGGUGGUGGGAAGCCUGGCAACUUUCUUCCAGAGGCAUGCAGUUGGCUAAAGUUUAGUCCUGAACAACAUUCAGAUAAGAGAAUACACUGUGCUGGAAGGAGGUGUGGUGGGGGGGGGGGGCGGGAGAAGAUGGUUUACACAACUGUCUCAUAUCAUAGCAUGGGGUAUUUGUAAUCUGCCUGUUAGUUUAAAAUCUACAUCUGUGUUGUUUUUUUUUAGUGUUAGGUGGGGUUAGUGAUUUGUAAGGUACGUUAGUGCUCUGAUGUUGUUAAACUUAAAGUUUUAUUGAUAUUUUCUACUUAUUAGACAGUAGGUAAAGCAUGGUUCAGAAUAACUGCUUUUGUUUGUUGCCAUUUAUUUCAGGGGCUGUCUUGGAUGUUUGUGUGGCUUAGAACUGUUCCCAUGCAAACCAUACAGUGAAGGUGCAAUAACUGGGGCAUUUGGGUUUACAAAUACUUGUUAAAAAAAAAAGAGUGUGAAGGAAGACAGUUUUCUUUUUUAGUUACAAGGGAGAACAUAUUCUCAGUUUUUGGCAUGUGGUGGGAUAAUUAAAGUGGCACCAACAGUUGUUUGGGGUUAAGGAGAGUGGAGGCUAUGAUUCUGCCCUGGCUGCUGAGGAUGCAAAUCUCAUAAUGAAAAGUGUUGGUUAGGCUAGAAUGUUUGGUAGCUCGGCCUGGGUCUAACCUUAUGUGGUGUUUUCACUUGCAAUAUAAUCUCUUUUAAACAUAUCAGCCAAAUAUCUUUUUUAGAGGGAAAGAUAUUGUUUUAUGCAUUUAUGCGACACAUGACUUUCAAUUACAGAAUAGGAUUUUUUUUCUUUUUCUUGAUGAAAUAAUUCAGAGAACAUAAGAACUAAACAGAAUUGAAAUGGAAAAAUUACUGAUGGAACUGCAAAAUUUAAUAAAUGUGUUUGCGCUUUUAAUAUUUAAAUAUCAUUCAGUAAUUUGUACUCUGUUCUGUGAUCGGUGAAGCUUAGUUUGUAACAAAUAACUGAUGUCUCUGUUUCUUAAAUGACGUAAAAGAAUAUAAUUUUGACUUGCCAGUGGUUUAGAUUCUGAAAACAGAUAUAGAAUGAAUUAUAAAUAAAUGGAAAAUUUCAAAGUUAUUUACAGAAUAAUGAGGCACACAAAACGAUUUAUUUAUUUUUUUUUUUUUUGUCGGCAUGGUGUGAGAUUUACCAGCAUGCAGCAGGAUAAAAAUUGAACAAGCUAUUGGGAAAAAUCUUCAAUAGAAGGAGGUUAGCCAUCCGUAACCCCUAAACCCCACACAUUUAAAACAGAAAUGGAUCCUAUUGGUACAUAUAUAUUUCCCCAGCUCUGUGGUUUGUUUAAUUGUUAUUAACUAUAUACUUAUAUAAAUAUAUAUAAAUAUAUAUAAUUGCGUGUACCUAUAAACAACAGUGUACAUAAACAUCAUCUUCUGGAGGUGUGGUCUAAAUGGGAGCCAUUUUGUAUGCUGUUAUAAUUUAUGAAAAGACAUUGAAACCAGAUUAGUGACCAGUUGUAUAUUACAUGUGUGUGUGUGCGUGCGUCUUGCUGGUGAUGCAGAUAAUAGAGUGUGUUGUGAGCUGUGUUUUCUUGUGUAUGGCAGGCUUUGGAGCAGGUAUCACAGAAAGUAUGGUUUCUUUGGAGAUGAUGGAGAUAGUUCUGCUCUAGGCCUAUGUUCCUCACAACUACCGUCCCUUCUAAUCUUCCAUGUAGGUCUUUGUCCUUGUAUUCACUUCUUCAUCACUAUGUUAUUGAUUCAUAAUUCCUGCAUCAUCACUUUUGUUUAUCAGGUCCUGAUUAAAUCAUGCUGCUUUUUGUUUUCCAUGACUGGAUUUAACCAUUGUUCACACUGCAGCAAAUUGUAAUGAAAGAUCCAAGCUAGAAAGGUGGCGUUAGAUCGACAUGAUUGGGGUUAAUGCAGACAGGAGAGGAGAAUCAGGCAGGAUGGUGUACCAGUUUGUGCAAAACUGUCAGUAUUCAGCAUUUGCAGCUCUGACCCAUGAAGUAAUCCUGGAGGAGUUCAUGCAUUUGUAACAUUCACACAUUCUUGAGGUCAAGUUAUUUUUGAAGACAGGUUUUAUAGCCAAAUAUUAGGACUGCAGGGGAUCCAAAACCAACUUUCAAAAAAUCCCUUCAUUUUUUUUUAAUAGUUUUCUUUUUUAUGAUAAUUUGGUAUCAGUGUUUGGGAAUAGGGAUAUGAAUGGUGGGGGGCAGUUGAUGAUGCUUGUUCUUGAGCAUAGUGCACUUACUACACCAUUGCAGAAAGAAUGCUUUGCAUACUGUCAGCUAUAUAGUCUAUAUUGCUGUGAGCAUGAUGUCUUUUUGGGGUUGCACAGAUUUGUCUGCCCACUUUGACAUUUUUGCAUACUGGCAUCUUGAUGUUCCCGACACAUAUCCUGUGUAGUGUGUUCAUGUAGGACCAGUUAAAUCUGGCACACCAUAGUUCCUGACCAAUGAUCAGCCCUGAAGUAAACUUGUCUCUCAGGCAAGGUUUUGUAGUUGCUGCUCACUUACAUCAAACUGGGUGGUCAGUGUGGGUUUUAGGAAUUGCUGUUAGGUGAGGUUUAGCCAUGGGUAAAAGGCUGGAUGAAUUUAAGACCGAGGAUACUGCAUUCAGCAGCUACAAAGGAGCGAUGUGUCGGUUCCAUCUUUCAUUCUUGGUCUUUUCCUUUAGUCCACAGUGGAAACAAAUUUCAUUGCUACCAUUCUUUUCCCCACCCUCCAGUUCUGUCAGCUUGGAAUGUUCAUUGCCUUUUAACCCUGGGUCAGUAUUCUGUGUGCCAUUAAAAGCAUUUUUAUAUUUGCUGGUAAGUUUGAAAUCAGGGAAGAAGCAGGUAAAGGUAUUCUGCAGUGUAGACUAAGGUUUGUGGCUGUGCAUGCAUACAUGUUUUUGUGAUCUUUGUGUGUAUAAAUGAGAGCAAGUGCUUGUUCAAAAUUUGUGACAGUUAUGACAUGUCAUGUCCCAUACACAAAUGCAUAUGCACCUUUUUGUAAUAUGCACACAAUGAUAUUCCUGAUGCAACCUUCAAAUCAAAAAUUCUGAACCUCAUGGUUUAUUGACUUUUCCCAGGAUCCCAAUUCUAGUCAUGGUUGCCGAGUAUAAACAUGCUGGCAGCACAAAUGCUUGAUGUGCUUGGAUUGGAGAGUCCCAAUUUAAGGCAAAAGGGAAGCUUUAAGACUUUUUGAAUGGACUUGGACGUCUAGUUUUUGCAUGUGUAUAUUAACAUUAGUGUUAGGAUGAUAAGGAUUAAAAGAAGCCCUCAUGUUAAAAUUGUACGUGUCUGAGAAAUCUUUGAUACUUUUUUGGAGGAAUUCUGCAAUCACCUUAGUAUAUAUUUUUUAAAACAAAAUUUUGAACGCAAAAGUAACAUGCACAUGUUUAUCUCCUUACCCAGCACCUCAAUGGCUCAUCACUGGAAAAUAUUUUUACAGUUUUGAAAAAAUGCACAUUAUUGCAAAAAUUAAAUGGUAGAUAGAAGUUUAGGUAAAAGAAUGUGAUAAAUAAGUUGCAUUAAUUUUUAAAUCUUGUGCUGUUAAAUUUUGACUCUCUUUCUGUGCAUGUGCACAUUCAUACUGUGUGCCUGUCCUCACAUGCAGAAGCAUGGACACAAGUAUGUGUAUACACACGCUUGUGCUCCUUGCCUAUUUGAGUUUUCUUUCUGGACAUGAUAAAAGCAGUAUUACUGUUAGGUAAAUGUUCCUCUUUGUAUAUGCUACUUAGUGGGUGGUGGGAGGUGGAAGAGUUGUGUUAGGUAAAACACAGACUGCACCAGGAAGACAGGUUAUCAGUAACAAUUCUUAGAAAAACAAUUAAGAGUUAAAGUGGGGUAAGGAAAGCAAGGGUGGAUGUGUUGGGUGGAAUAUUUAAAUGUGUAUCAUGUGUAAGGACUUUAAGCAACUGACAGGUUGACAUUUGUUAAGUAACUGUUUUGUCUUUACAGAGGAAGGUUUUGUUUGGUUGUGCUGUCAGUACUGUUAAAUGCAUGUGACCACUUUGGUAGGUUGUGAUGUAUUAUGGGAUUCUGUGGCUAUAUGGGAUGUAGGAUUCCCCACCCCUCCUCACUUGUACCUGUUUUAGUGGGAGUCCCAUGUUGUUAUUUCUGUUUUCUGGAUUUGUGUGAACGUUGUCUUCUGAGCACAAGCACGCUAUGAAUGUAAACACAUCUGCCUGUAUUGUAAGCAAACGUCAAAGAUUCUGUAGUACUGCCAUGCAAGAACAGAGAAACUUGCUGUAAGACUCAGCCCUUUCUAGCCCUGCAAAGGAUUACUUUCCAGUAUUUUGUCAGACUUUAUUAUUUAAUGACAAUGAUCACUGCAGAAAAAGUUACGUGCAGUAUUGUCAGAAUGUAGACAUGGAUACAAGACUACAGGUGUUAGAUGGACUCCCAGAAAAUUGCACUUUCCAGUUAUUAACCACUCUCCUAAUAAGUGCACUAAUUGAUAUAGGAUCUAGCUGCUUGUUUACAUGAGUUAUUUAUAAACAAAAAUCUCAAGGACUGUAAAAUAGUCAACAAUUGUAGAAGGAAUUUUAGUUAUUGUAAUGGGAUGGAUUCAUUUUUUAGUUAAGCUAUGAACAUUUUUCUGUGAUUGUGUUUGGAGUAGGAGGGGGAGGGAUGUUGGGGAAAAGGCAAGUCGAAAAACGUAGUUUUAAAACCUGUACUUUUUGUUGUAGUAGCCAUUUUGUUUUUAGCUGCCAUUGCCUCAGCCAAGGUCGUCAUCCUUGAUGACAGUGGCAUUCAUGUUUGGGUGCAUGUGUACCUUUGUGUAUGAGUGUUUUCUUUUCACCAAUGACUGUUGGAUGCUCACUGAAGGGCUACCUGUGUAUAGAGGAAAUGGAGGCCAGACCUUUGAGUGUACAGAUUGUUGAUUAAUGUUAAUCUCUGACAGCCUCUUGCUGCAACGGAUGACCUGUCAGCUCAGGUCUCAAAAUAAAUACAAAACUAAUGUGGA